Messenger RNA from Ilyonectria robusta, 951 nucleotides. RefSeq lists its product as uncharacterized. The record is from RefSeq and is a predicted model, not a curated record. The transcript has 2 exons. NCBI's taxonomy places the organism in Eukaryota, Fungi, Ascomycota, Sordariomycetes, Hypocreales, Nectriaceae. Bases 204 to 797 code for a protein of 197 amino acids.
ACACCGGAGGCACACAUCCACCCACGCAAGUUGUACUAUGGAUAGGUAGGUAGAGCAAUCCAUGAGUUGACAGUGCUCGGACAGCGGAGCCUGCAGAUCGGGGUCGUCAUAGCCCCUGUUGCGAGAAACGAGAUGAGUGUCCGCCGCCAGCUUCGAGCCUCUGUUUGCUUUUGGUAGGUAUCAGGCCAGAUGACUUCCCCAGGAUGUUGACGAAGCCCAGGGAUCCCACGAUGUCCUGUUUUGCCGAAUUUGCUGGGUCGACCGGGUCGGCCCCCGAGUGGUCGCCUUGCGUUGCCUUCUUCUCCCUACCUAGUCCGGAAGAAGGGAGGGGGAGGGUCCUGAAGCCGCCGUGCAAAAGUCGAGACCGUGAAAGGCUAAGUGGACGAUGUGACACGUCGGUUUCCUCAAUAUUAAGUUCAGGGAAUGAAGCAGUCGCUGCUCUCCUGAUCAUUGAAUCACUCUGUCGCUUUGCAUUCGGCAGUUUCUUCUCCUGGUUGAGCUCGUCCGGAAAGAUCAACCGAGCCCGGCCACAGCCUGAUGCCUCGAUUCCCCUCCAGCUCCCUACCUAUUCCAUCAGCCAACAAUACAGGCGUACUCGCUUCUGCCGUCAGAGCACUCUCCGCUCUCAGCGCCCAACCGGCUUCUGUGGUGUGGGUGCUUGCCUUGUCUCAUGCUCCCCAACCAGACCACCUCAAUCUCCCACACUCACCUCCAUCCGCCACAAAAUCCUGCACGCUACAGAAGAUAAAGUCAACAUCCUCAUGUCGCGAUCCGCUAUCGAACGAACAGCCAUCUGAACCCCCCAGUGCCACCAUCUCUUGGUGCGAACGACCCUCAUCCGCGGCUACGCGACCAAACGCGUCAAAGAAGCCACUCCUUUUUCUCGGCUCUGUCGUUAGCUUUGCGUCGGCGAUUUCUGCAUGCUGUGCUACGUCAAGAAGAACCUCCGGC